Molecule: messenger RNA, 4135 nt
Organism: Salvia miltiorrhiza (redroot sage)
Lineage: Eukaryota; Viridiplantae; Streptophyta; Magnoliopsida; Lamiales; Lamiaceae
Product: sucrose synthase
Exons: 12
Coding region: 1496-3913 (805 amino acids)
Biological process (GO): sucrose metabolic process
Molecular function (GO): sucrose synthase activity
Source: RefSeq, a predicted model, not a curated record
UUUUUAUUUAUUAUUUAAUCAAAAAAGUCAAAGAUUCUUUACAAAAAAGUGGGACCCUUUCUCCACUCAACUAAUAAAAAUACAUUUUUUCUUAAAACCCGUGUUUUUUCAUAUAGGCCUUUAAUUGGUGGACGGAGGGAGUAGAAAGUUGUAUCCUUGGGGACAAGAAACCAGAAAAUCGAAACCGAACUCUGGUAAAUUACAUUUAUACCCUUGUCUUCUACUGAAAUACGCGCCAAGAUACACGAGCAAAUAUCAGCACAAGGUCGGCAUUGCAGUCAAAGGCUACAUAAAACUUUGAAAUUUCUCAAAGCCCAUCGUAUCCACACACACACACCAACACGCGAAUGUGUGUGUAUCAGUAAAGUAAUGAAGAACGUCGUGAGUCAGAAAAAGAUAUACAAACAAAUCCAUCUUGACGAAUUAAAUAAACCACAGUAGUACAUAAACAAAACAUAAUCUAAUCAACAAAAAGAAGUAAAGUGGAUAUAAACAUCAUUAAACAAAUGGGUCCACUGAAAACCUCCGAGCAGCAGAGGUUUGGUGACGAUAAUCAUAGUGGUUUUACCUGAAAAAAAAAAGAUUUGAUCUUUUUAUUAAAAAAACUGAAAGAAAUUCACCCAACUACAAGAAGGUGAGGGAGAAUUUUCCCUCCUUUCACGAAAUGCGAAGUCCCACCGACUUCACUGUACUGCAAAACCAUCAUUUCUGUGUCUAGUUUUUAGAGAUAGUGGUUUUGGAAUAUGGCACCUUAUUUUGCAUAUAUAAAUAGGCCUUCUUGGCUUUCCAUUCUCCACCAUCACACCUAAAACUCUUUCAUUUGCUCGUCCAAUCGUGUCCCAUUUGUUACGUCUCUUUGUUUUUUCCCCCAAAUAAUUUUCUCCUUUUUCUCCCCAUUGGUUCAUUGAUCCUGAGCUCCGAUUGGCUCUUUUCGCUCAUUUUUCCUGUUGCGUAAGGUAAGAAAAAGGGGAAAAAGUCUCCACAUUUUAUUUUAUUUUUUCUUUUACUGCACUGAAGAGAAGGAUGCAAUUUUUUCGGUGCGCAAAUAUAUUUUUGCUUAAGAAACUACUUUUACUGCAGUAACCUUGCAUAAAGUUGUAAGUGAUGAACAAAAUGAAAUCUUGCUGCUCUAACUUAAUUUUGUUAACUUAUAUCUUAUCGUCUUCUAAAAUGGGCAGUGAUUCUCUUUCUCUUACUUUCUCCAAUUACUACCUCAACUCUCUGCAACAAGAUUUUGUUAUUUCUAAAAGUGUGCGAUUAUGAUAAAUCCGGUUUUCAGUAUUAAGCUAUAGGUAAAAUCUUAUCUAGAGGCAGUUAAGGAUGUUGAUUUUCUUGCCAUAAGACUUAUAGGUAAUAGUGGAUAUGAAUUAAAUUCAGAGUGUAAAGUUCUUGUUACGCACGCAUACACUUUCCGUAUUCGAUUUCGUAAAGGCCUUAUAAAUUGGAGCAUGUGGAUUAGCCAUGGACAUUCAAGGUGUUAGUUGAAAUAUCUGCAAUGGCGGAACGUGUUCUGACCCGCGUCCACAGCCUCCGCGAGCGCCUGGACGCCACGCUCGCUGCUCACCGCAACGAGAUCCUGCUGUUUCUAUCGAGGAUUGAAGCUCAUGGUAAAGGGAUUCUGAAGCCUCAUGAGCUUCUGGCUGAGUUCGAUGCGAUCUGCCCCGCGGACAAGGCGAAGCUGCAGGAUCACGCCUUCAAAGAUGUGCUGAAGAGCACGCAGGAGGCGAUCGUGCAGCCGCCGUGGGUGGCUCUGGCGAUCCGGCUGCGGCCCGGCGUGUGGGAGUACGUCCGUGUGAAUGUGAAGGCACUGGUUGUGGAGGAGCUCAGUGUGUCCGACUAUCUCCACUUCAAGGAGGAGCUUGUCAACGGAAUUGGUAAUGGAAACUUCGUGCUGGAGCUUGAUUUUGAGCCCUUCACGGCCUCCUUCCCGAAGCCUACGCUGACGAAAUCGAUUGGCAAUGGAGUGGAGUUCCUCAACAGGCAUCUCUCCGCCAAGAUGUUCCACGACAGGGACAGCAUGACCCCUCUGCUUGAUUUCCUCCGCAUGCACAACUACAAGGGGAAGACGAUAAUGGUGAACGACAGAAUAAAGAAUCUGAAUGCUCUGCAAAGUGUCCUGAGGAAGGCUGAGGAGUAUCUGUCGACCCUUGCUCCGGAGACGGCGUAUGAUGAGUUCGAGCACAAGUUUCAGGAGAUCGGACUGGAGAGAGGGUGGGGCGACACGGCAGAGCGCGUCUCCGAGAUGAUCUCCAUGCUCCUCGACCUCCUCGAGGCCCCUGAUUCCUGCACUCUCGAGAAGUUUCUCGGGAGGAUUCCUAUGGUUUUCAAUGUCGUCAUUCUCUCGCCUCACGGCUACUUUGCUCAAGAGAACGUCUUAGGCUACCCCGACACCGGUGGCCAGGUUGUCUACAUCUUGGAUCAAGUCCCGGCCUUGGAGCGCGAGAUGAUCAAACGGAUCAAGCAGCAAGGCCUCGACAUCACGCCUCGAAUCCUCAUUGUGACUCGAUUGCUCCCGGAUGCGGUCGGGACCACUUGCGGGCAGCGACUCGAGAAGGUGUUUGGAGCUGAGCAUUCGCAUAUUCUGCGAGUCCCCUUCAGAACAGAGAAGGGCAUUGUUCGCAAAUGGAUCUCUCGUUUCGAGGUGUGGCCCUACAUGGAGACCUUCACCGAGGAUGUCGCCAAAGAAAUGGCCGUGGAAUUGCAAGGCAAGCCGGAUUUGAUCAUCGGAAAUUACAGCGAGGGCAACCUCGCUGCCUCCUUGCUGGCUCACAAAUUAGGAGUCACACAGUGUACGAUUGCUCAUGCGUUGGAGAAAACAAAAUACCCUGAUUCCGAUAUCUACCUGAAGAAUUUCGAUGACAAGUAUCACUUUUCAUGCCAGUUUACUGCUGAUCUUUAUGCAAUGAAUCAUACCGAUUUCAUCAUCACCAGCACCUUCCAAGAGAUUGCUGGAAGCAAGGACACCGUGGGGCAAUACGAGAGUCACAUGGCGUUCACGAUGCCGGGAUUGUACCGUGUGGUCCAUGGCAUCAACGUGUUCGACCCCAAGUUCAACAUCGUCUCCCCCGGAGCUGACACGAGCGUCUACUUCCCCUACACGGACAAGGAGAGGAGGCUCACGGCCUUCCACCCCGAGAUUGAGGAGCUUCUCUUCAGCCAAGUUGAAAACGAGGAGCAUCUAUGUGUGCUGAAAGACAAGAAGAAGCCAAUCAUCUUCACCAUGGCAAGAUUGGACCGGGUGAAGAACCUAACCGGUCUAGUGGAGUUGUAUGCCAAGAGCCCGAAGCUGAGGGAGUUGGCCAAUCUUGUUGUAGUUGGUGGCGACAGGAGGAAGGAAUCGAAAGAUUUGGAGGAGCAGGCCGAGAUGAAGAAGAUGUACGAUCUGAUUGAGACCUACAAGCUCAACGGGCAGUUCAGGUGGAUCUCGUCCCAGAUGAACCGGGUGAGGAAUGGGGAGCUGUACCGCUGCAUUGCUGACACGAGGGGGACCUUCGUGCAGCCCGCCUUCUACGAGGCCUUUGGGCUGACAGUGGUGGAGGCCAUGACGUGUGGCCUCCCGACUUUUGCAACCCUGCACGGGGGUCCAGCUGAGAUCAUCGUGCACGGGAAGUCGGGUUUCCACAUUGACCCGUACAACGGGGAGCAGGUGGCGGAGACGCUAGUGGCCUUCUUCGACAAGUGCAAGAAGGAGCCGGAGCACUGGGACGCCAUCUCCGCGGGUGGCCUUCAGAGAAUCGAGGAGAAGUACACGUGGCAGAUAUAUUCGAGCAGGCUGCUGACGCUGGCGGGGGUUUACGGGUUCUGGAAGUACGUGUCGAAACUGGAUAGGCAGGAGAUUAGGCGCUACCUUGAGAUGUUCUAUGCCCUCAAGUAUCGCAAAUUGGCUGAAGCUGUUCCAAUGGCUGUUGAGUAAAUAUGGCGGGAGUUUGAUAAAUAAAGAAGCAGCAACUCUGCUCAGCUCACAUUUUGCUGCUACAAACGGAUUGUGCUGUUUUUUUGUUUUAUGAUUUGGAUGUGUAUCAUUGGGGCUAUUGACCCUCUCCAUUUCUAAUUUUCUUUUUUGGUUUGAGGUGUAAUUUCGACAUUCUUCGGAUGUCAGUAUAUUAAAUAAACUUUUUGAUUUUUUUCUCUGCGA